Molecule: messenger RNA, 4121 nt
Organism: Psylliodes chrysocephalus
Lineage: Eukaryota; Metazoa; Arthropoda; Insecta; Coleoptera; Chrysomelidae
Source: the annotation of a GenBank genome assembly
AGCAAACGAAUGAUAAGAUAAUAAAUAACUACUCCUUGUUGUGUUUCAUUGCAAUUUAUGUUAGUUUGUUCUAAGUUUGUAUAGAGAUUAGAUACAUACAUACAUACACAAGUGCUAGUAACUUUUCGAAUAGUUAAAAAUGGCUAAAGUUAGUGUAGAUUUGCAAGAUAUUGAGGAUAUUUUAGCUUUAAAUCCACGAGUUCGAGAUUCUUCCAAUUUCGUACCAUCUAGUGUAACCAAAGUAAACAAAGCCCAUUGGAAAAGGAACAUUGACAAAAAGUGUGAAAGUUGCAAUACCCUGGAAAACAACUUUUCCGACGUCAAACCGACAACUUUGAGCGAAAGAGCAGCUUUAAAAGAAGCAACAAGAUGUUUGAAGUGCGCGGAUGCCCCCUGUCAGAAAUCCUGUCCAACUCAGCUAGAUGUCAAGUCUUUUAUUACCAGUAUUGCAAAUAAAAAUUACUAUGGAGCAGCCAAAGCAAUUUUUUCGGAUAACCCACUGGGAAUAACAUGUGGGAUGGUAUGUCCUACGAGCGAUCUCUGUGUUGGCGGUUGCAAUUUACAAGCUUCUGAAGAAGGACCUAUUAACAUUGGUGGAUUGCAACAAUUCGCAACUGAGACUUUUAGUAAAAUGGGCAUCAGUCAAACCAGAGAUCCAAGAACGCCGAAGCCCAAAAAUCCGAAUGCAAAAAUCGUAUUAAUAGGCGCAGGACCGGCUUCGCUAUCUUGCGCUACGUUUUUAGGAAGACUGGGAUACGAUAAUAUCACAAUUUACGAAAAAAAUUCCGUUCUUGGUGGCUUAAGUGCCACAGAAAUCCCCCAGUACCGCUUACCUAUCAACGUAGUCAAUUUCGAAAUCAAACUAGUCCAAGAUCUAGGAGUCAAAAUCGAAACAGGCCGGUCCCUAUCCGUCAAAGAUCUCACCAUCGGAAACCUAUUGAAAGACUCUAAAGCUGUUUUCUUAGGCUUGGGACUACCGGAACCAAAAAUUAACCCUUUAUUCAAAGAUUUGACCUCCAAAACGGGUUUCUACACGUCGAAAAGCUUCUUACCCAAAGUAUCAGGAGCGAGUAAAAACCCUAAUGAUGGCGGUUGUCCCUGUAAACGAAACGCUGACAAGCUACCGAAGCUGCACGGAAACGUCAUCGUACUGGGAGCCGGUGAUACUGCUUUCGACUGCGCCACUUCGGCGUUGAGGUGUGGCGCGAAGAAAGUGUUCGUCGUGUUUAGACGAGGAUUUACUAAUAUCAGAGCUGUACCUGAAGAGGUUUCUGUAGCUGUUGACGAAAAAUGCGAGCUAGUAGGCUUCAUGGCACCCCAUUCAGUGAACGUAAAAGAUGGCAGAAUUGUUUCAGUAACCUUUAGCAGAACAGAACAAACUGAAGACGGGAAAUGGAUUCAAGACGUCGAUCAAUUAAACACGAUCAAAGCCAGUUUCUUGAUAUCAGCUUUUGGAUCAGGACUGGAGGAUCCAGACACUAUUGCUGCGCUAGCACCUUUGAAGCUAUCGAAACAGAAUCUCCCUAUAGUUGAUGUUCAGACCAUGCAAACGUCUCAUCCUUCCGUAUGGUGCGGUGGAGAUUUAGCAGGUGUAGCAGAAACCACUGUUGAAGCUGUCAACGAUGGAAAGAUUGCGGCUUGGUAUAUACACUCAUCACUAGAGGGUAUUCCCAAACAAACAAAACCAAAGUUACCACUAUUUCACACCGAUAUUGACGAAGUUGAUUUGUCGGUAGACAUUUGCGGUGUAAAAUUCGAGAACCCCUUCGGUCUAGCUUCAGCACCGCCUGUGACUAGCGCUCCAAUGAUAAGAAGAGCCUUCGAGCAAGGGUGGGGAUUCGUAGUCACUAAAACUUUCUGUCUAGAUAAGAAUGAGGUUACAAACGUCUCACCCCGUAUAGUUAGGGGUACUACAUCUGGAAGCAACUAUGGGCCCCAACAAGGUUCGUUUUUGAAUAUUGAAGUUAUUUCUGAAAAAUGUUUAAACUAUUGGCUGCAGGCAAUCACGGAACUGAAACAAGAUUUUCCAACUAAAAUCAUUAUUGCCAGUAUAAUGUGCGAGUACAUCGAAAAAGAUUGGCGGGAAAUAGCCAGUAAAGUAGAGGCAGCUGGUGCCGAUAUGCUGGAAUUGAAUUUAAGUUGUCCCCAUGGUGUGGGUGAGUCGGGAAUGGGUUUAGCUUGCGGACAAAUACCAGAAAUGGUGACAAAUAUAUCGAAAUGGGUCAGAAAUACAGUUCAAGUUCCAUUUUUCAUCAAAUUGACGCCGAAUAUUACUGAUAUUACAUUGCUAGCUCAAGCUGCUAAAGAAGGUGGUGCUUCGGGUGUUUCCGCUAUAAAUACAGUAUCAGGUCUGAUGCAUUUAAAUCCAGAUGGUACUGCCUGGCCAGCAGUCGGUGUUAAUAAAAGAACAACUUAUGGAGGAGUUAGUGGUAAUGCGACCAGACCAAUGGGGUUGAGAGCUGUCUCGGCAAUAGCUAGUAAAGUACCAGGACUAGCUAUUUUAGGUGUUGGUGGCGUGGAAUCAGCUGAAACUGCCCUCCAGUUUCUACAAUGUGGAGCUUCAGCUGUCCAAAUUUGUAGUGCUGUUCAAAAUCAAGACUUUACACUCAUCGAUGACUAUUGUACGGGGCUUAAAGCUUUGAUGUACCUGGAUGGUAAACUGAAAGGUUGGUUGGGACAAAGCCCUCCGACUUUUAAGAAUCAAAAAGGCAAAAUCGUUGUACCUGUCUACGAUGAACAAGGAAAGAAACUGCCUCAUUUUGGAACCUACCAGAAGAAACGUGAAGAAAUACUGGGCAAGCUUUAUAAAGAAUCCCAAGUCAAAGAAAUGGAAAUUCCUCACCAUGUUGAUCCAUCAACGGUUUCAACGAAUGUAACGAACGGUACAAAUGGAACCACGGAAUCUUCAGACCCAAAAUUACAGGAAUUUAUAGGUAGAGCUUUACAAAAUAUCGGGGCGUACAAGCUGUUGGACAAUAAAGAACAAGUUGUAGCUUUGAUUGAUGAUGAUAUGUGUAUCAAUUGUGGAAAAUGUUAUAUGGCUUGUAACGAUUCCGGUUAUCAAGCCAUUCAUUUUGAUCCAGAAACUCACAUUCCACGUGUAAAUGAUGAUUGUACAGGGUGUACAAUGUGUCUCUCCGUGUGUCCAGUCAUAGAUUGUAUUACUAUGGUACCAAAGACAAUUCCUCAUGUGAUCAAAAGGGGUAAAGUUGGAGCACCAGUGAAACUAAUACAUGCAUUAGAUGAACCGAUGUUGGCGCAAUAAAAUAAAUUAUUUUAUUAGAUGAUGAAAAUAUAUAUAUUUUUAAUAUGUAUUAUGUAUAUAAUUUGUUAUGAAAUUAAAAUUUUAAAUAAAAAUAAAGAGUAUGACGGGUUAUCCCUAUACUCCUUCUCUGAUUUCUUUAUAAUAAAAAAAAUAUUUCAACAAAUAUAGUAGCAAGGUAGAACAUUAUAGAAUAUAUUGCAAGACAUGUAUUUUCUAAUAUGCCUAAAAUGUUUAUUUUUUAUAUUAUACAGAUAUCUAUAUAUUAUUUAAUUAUUUUGGGGAACCUAUUAUUUUAUUAUCGAUAGGUAGAAUGGAAACAUAGUUAUUAGGGCCAUAGUCGGCGACGUAUUAUUCUAUUUCUGUCUAUUCAAGAGCAUUGUGUUUCCAUACCGUUCUCUUGGAGUUGGUAUUGGAAAGUUAACGUCCUGUAUGUAAGUAGUGCACGUCACUAUGCCCGAUUUUUCCCCAGAUCUGGAGAUUAAACCAAACCGGUAACACCGAAAUGCCUUUGAGUAAGCGUAUGGCAAAUUCUCAAAAUUCCUAAAUUUCCGUAGCAUUAUUCCAAAGUUUUCCCCAGAUUUUUAUGCAAUCCAAGAUGGUAACCACAUGAAAACAAAUUGCUCAUUACAUUAUUAUACUACCUUAAAGCAAAUACUUUUAGAUUUAUUUAUAGAAAUUCGCUCUACAAAAAAAAUAAUGAAACUGCUAAAAUGAUUAAUUACUGAUAGACAGGUUAAUCAUGAUAGAUCUGAAAAAUAAAUAAUGCAUUUAUUAAUACCGACUAUAAAAAUUAAGAAUUAAGAUUACAAGUCUAUGAAAUUAGAUGUUUCGAGCUAUAUUUAAAAAGUAUUAGAGA